Caenorhabditis bovis is the source of this 1326-nucleotide messenger RNA. The record is from the annotation of a GenBank genome assembly. NCBI's taxonomy places the organism in Eukaryota, Metazoa, Nematoda, Chromadorea, Rhabditida, Rhabditidae.
AUGCAAGUUCCUGUGCGAUUUUUGACGCUUAUAUGUGCCACAUUAUGUCUCACCUCGAUUUUGUCGAACAUGAACACAUUCAAUUUCACCAAAAUUUGUAUGCAAGAUGAGAAAAAUAAUGUGAAUUUAACGAAAUGGGAAGAGAGUUUUUUGCAGUCGAGUGUUGCUAUUGGAAGUUUGGCAGCUUCGAUACCGUAUUCGAUUGCUUAUCAGCACUUUUCCCAUAAGUACGUCUUCAUAUCGGCUGGUAUCAUAUCAGCAGUGUCGACGACACUUGUGCCAUUAUGCAGUUCACUUGGAUUCGGUUAUUUCGCUGCCGCUAGAAUAUUUCAAGGUGUCGCAUUUUCUGCAACGUUUCCGCUUGCUGGUAGCAUCACUGCUCGUUGGGCGACACCUCAUGAGCAUGGAGUGUUCAUCGGGCUUCUCACUGGCAACACCCAACUUGCCAACAUUUUCACGAUGCCUGUCUCCGGUUGGCUUUGUUCGUCGUCGGCUGGCUGGAGGAGUGUGUAUUACGUGCAUGCUGGUGUCAGUGUCGUUGUUUUUGCCAUAUUUCUUUUGUUCUUCAAAAAUUAUCCCGAAGAGCAUUGUUGGAUCGGCCGUCGGGAGUUGGACAAACUCGAGAAAACCAGAAAAUCUCAAAAAGUCUCCAAAAAUCUGCCACUUUGCCAUAUUAUCACCUCACUCCCUUUGUGGGCCUGUUGGAUUGGUGCAAUAGGCGACUUGAUCACAGUUCAACUCGUUUCCAUGUUCAAUCCGCAAUACAUGAAGAACUACCUUGAUUACGAUGUGCUUUCUUCGGGAUUUCUCGCGGCGCUUCCAAUCAUUUUUCAAUUCUUCGUGAAAUUAACGUCAGGAAUCAGUAGUGAUUUGAUAAAAUGCAUAUCAGAAACUCUUAAAACCAAAAUUUUCAACACGAUUGCCCUAGGAGUUUCAGCAGUUUUCUUUAUUGUUCUCGCAUUUAUUCCUCAAAAAGACCAUUUAACAGCAAUUAUUAUUUUGGUGUUUGCUGAAAGUCUUCUUGGCUGUAACACUGCUGGAUUCAAUAAAUGUGCGACUUUGCAUUCUCAACAAUACGCGUAUUUUGCAAUGCAACAGAUAAUGAACAUUUGGGCGUUGACAAUUUUCAUUGAACCGUAUUUUGUGAACAUGAUUCUUCAUGAAAAUUCAUUUGCGGAUUGGAGGAAUUGCUUCCUGGCUCAUGCCAUUAUUCUGUUGGUUGUCAACACAUUCUUCUGCAUUUUUGCCGAUGCAAGACCAGCGUGGUGGACGAAAAAUGGAGAAGACAGUGAAGAAGAAUGCAAAGAUGAAAAAACAAAGCUAUGA